This is a messenger RNA of Aureococcus anophagefferens, 1422 nucleotides long. RefSeq lists its product as hypothetical. The transcript is spliced from 3 exons. The record is from RefSeq and is a predicted model, not a curated record. Lineage: Eukaryota; Pelagophyceae; Pelagomonadales; Pelagomonadaceae. Gene Ontology annotation, cellular component: nucleus; cytosol. Gene Ontology annotation, molecular function: protein binding; protein serine/threonine phosphatase activity. The coding region runs from base 1 to 1422 and encodes 473 amino acids.
AUGGCGGCAUUGGAGCUCAAGACGCAGGGCAACGAGGCGCUCGCCGCCGGCCACUACUCGCAGGCGCCAUCGAGAUCGACGGGUCGAACCAUGCGCGUGCUCUACUCGAACCGGGCCAUGGCGCACAUCAAGGCCGAGAGCUACGGCCUCGCCAUCAGCGACGCCGAGGCGGCGAUCCGCAUCGACCCGACGUACAUCAAGGCCUACUACCGGCGAGGGUCGGCGAAUUUCGCGCUCGGCAAGUACCGCCUGGCGCUGCGGGACUUCAAGGCCGUCUGCAAGCUGCGGCCGAGCGACCGCGACGCGCGCACGAAGCUCAAGGAGUGCGAGAAGGCCGUGAAGCAGCUCGCGUUCGCGUCGGCGAUCGAGAGCAGCGACGACCAGUGCGUGUCCGCGACGGUCGACCCGUCGCAGAUGGUCGUCGAGGACGCCUACGACGGCCCGCGCCUGGGCGACGACGGCGUGAUGACCGACGAGUUCGUCGAGGGCAUGCUCGAGCGCUUCCGGGACCAGCGCCUCGUCCACAAGAAGUACGUGCUCCAGAUCCUCCUCGGCGCGAAGGCGCUCCUGCAGGCCGAGGGGUCGCUCGUGGACCUCAAGAUCCCGGAGACCGACGCCGACGGCGACGCCGACAAGGCCCACUACACGGUCUGCGGCGACGUCCACGGCCAGUUCUACGACCUGCUGCACAUCUUCGAGAUCAACGGCCUCCCCUCCGCGGCGAACCCGUACGUCUUCAACGGCGACUUCGUGGACCGGGGCUCCUUCAGCGUCGAGGUCGUCACGUCCCUCUUCGCGCUGAAGCUCCGACAUCCCGGCGGCGUCCACCUGAACCGGGGCAACCACGAGACGAAGAACAUGACGAAAAUCUACGGCUUCGAGGGCGAGGUCCGCCACAAAUACGACGCGACGGUGCUCGCGCUCUUCCACGAGUGCUUCUGCUUCCUGCCCCUGGCGGCGUGCAUCGAGUCCAAGGUCUUCGUGACCCACGGCGGCCUGAGCUCCGACGACGGCGUCGUCCUCGACGACGUCCGGGCCAUCGACCGCGACCGCGAGCCGCCCGACGCGGGCCUCAUGUGCGACCUGCUCUGGAGCGACCCCCAGGCCAACGAGGGCCGGAGCCCGUCGAAGCGCGGCGUGGGCCUCAGUUUUGGGCCGGACGUGACGCGGUCGUUCCUCGCGAAGAACGACCUCCGCCUCGUCAUCCGGAGCCACGAGGUCCGCGACUCGGGCUACGAGCUCGAGCACGGCGGCGACCUCAUCACGGUCUUCUCCGCGCCCAACUACUGCGACGCCAUGGGCAACAAAGGCGCCUUCGUCCACCUCCACCGCGACCUCGACCCGAAAUUCACGACGUUCGACGCCGUGCCCCACCCGCCGGUCCGGCCCAUGGCCUACGCGUCGUCGCCCUUCGGCUUGUGA